This is a messenger RNA of Rhododendron vialii, 2073 nucleotides long. Its product is annotated as DEAD-box ATP-dependent RNA helicase 35. The record is from RefSeq and is a predicted model, not a curated record. The coding region runs from base 170 to 1930 and encodes 586 amino acids. Gene Ontology annotation, molecular function: RNA helicase activity; ATP binding; zinc ion binding. The transcript has 3 exons. Gene Ontology annotation, biological process: mRNA splicing, via spliceosome. Gene Ontology annotation, cellular component: spliceosomal complex. NCBI's taxonomy places the organism in Eukaryota, Viridiplantae, Streptophyta, Magnoliopsida, Ericales, Ericaceae.
AAAACUCAAAUCACGCAGGCAUCGAUCAGUGAAUCACUCACCAUUCAAGUUCUUCCCUUUUCACCUCAUCUCCAGCUUGUCGUCGUCAAAUCUUAUCCACGUCGGAGUCGGUGCAGCGCAGCUAGCCCCCGUUGCCCGCCGGGAUCUGAGCCACCCUCAACCGAAGGAGAUGGAGGAGGAUAAUUACGAGGAAUAUGUACCGGUGGCGAAGCGCCGAGCGAUGGAAGCGGCAAAAAUCCUGCAGCGCAAGGGAAAACCUUCACCCUUUGAAGACGAAGUUGAAAAGUCGAAACUUGCCGAAGCCAAACCUAGUUUGCUAGUGAAAGCCUCCCAGCUCAAGCGCGACCUGCCGGAGAUCACUCCCACUGAGCAAAUCGUGCAACAAGAGAAGGAGAUGAUCGAGCACUUGUCCGAUCGGAAAACCCUAAUGUCCGUUCGAGAGUUAGCCAAAGGGAUUACUUAUAAGGAGCCACUGUUAACGGGGUGGAAACCACCCUUAAGAAUUAGACGGAUGUCGAACAGAUAUUGUGAGUCGCUGCGUAAGCAGUGGCAUAUUAUCGUUGAUGGUGAUGAGAUCCCUCCACCUAUAAAGAAUUUUAGGGACAUGAGGUUUCCGGACCCGAUUUUGAGUAAAUUGGAAGAGAAGGGAAUUGUGCAACCGACGCCUAUUCAGGUGCAGGGACUUCCUGUGAUUUUAUCGGGGAGGGAUAUGAUAGGGAUUGCUUUUACGGGUUCGGGGAAGACGUUGGUUUUUGUGUUGCCGUUGAUCAUGGUGGCAUUGCAAGAGGAGUUGAUGAUGCCGAUUGUUCCGGGGGAAGGGCCGUUUGGAUUGAUAAUCUGCCCGUCUAGGGAGCUUGCUAGGCAGACUUAUGAGGUUGUGGAGGAGUUUUUAGUGCCCAUGACGAAGUGUGGAUUUCCUGAGUUGAGACCGUUGCUCUGCAUUGGUGGGGUUGAUAUGCGGUCGCAAUUGGAGGUUGUGAAGAGGGGCGUGCAUAUCGUUGUUGCCACCCCUGGGAGGUUGAAGGAUAUGCUUGCGAAGAAGAAGAUGAACCUUGAUAAUUGCAGGUAUUUAACUCUAGAUGAGGCAGAUAGAUUGGUGGAUCUGGGCUUUGAAGAUGACAUAAGAGAAGUAUUUGACCACUUCAAAGCUCAAAGACAGACUCUUCUCUUUUCUGCCACUAUGCCCACAAAGAUUCAAAAUUUUGCCAGAAGUGCCCUCGUUAAACCUGUUACGGUUAAUGUAGGAAGGGCUGGGGCAGCAAAUCUAGACGUCAUUCAGGAGGUGGAAUACGUAAAGCAAGAGGCAAAAGUUGUUUACCUUCUUGAAUGCUUGCAAAAGACCCCUCCUCCUGUUUUGAUAUUCUGUGAGAACAAAGCUGACGUGGAUGAUAUCCACGAAUACCUACUUUUGAAAGGAGUUGAAGCGGUUGCGAUUCACGGAGGGAAGGAUCAGGAGGAGAGAGAGUAUGCUAUCUCAUCAUUCAAAGCAGGAAAUAAAGACGUAUUGGUUGCAACAGAUGUGGCCUCAAAGGGUUUGGAUUUUCCUGACAUUCAGCACGUUAUAAAUUAUGAUAUGCCUGCUGAAAUAGAGAACUAUGUCCAUAGGAUUGGACGAACAGGAAGAUGUGGCAAAACGGGAAUAGCAACUACAUUUAUUAACAAGAAUCAAAGUGAGACGACGCUUCUUGACUUGAAGCACCUGUUGCAAGAAGCGAAACAAAGAAUACCGCCGGUUUUGGCGGAGCUUAAUGAUCCUAUGGAAGAUGUUGAGGCAAUCACCAAUGCUAGUGGAGUAAAAGGUUGUGGCUAUUGUGGUGGACUUGGUCAUAGAAUUCGUGAUUGCCCCAAGUUGGAGCAUCAGAAAAGCCAGGCGAUUGCUAGCUCUAGGAGGGAUUAUUUUGGCUCUGGAGGUUAUAGAGGGGAAAUAUGAUAUGUACUUUUUUUUUUGAUCUGCCAUACAACUCUCCAUAAUGAUUCCAGGAUGUGUACUUCAGCACCUAAAGCUGACUUUUGUUCUUAAUUGCUUGGCAUGCUUGCCUCUAGAUCUGUCGAUAAAUCCUUUUUUGGGACCGA